Messenger RNA from Bactrocera dorsalis (oriental fruit fly), 1509 nucleotides. Its product is annotated as ELMO domain-containing protein 2. The record is from RefSeq and is a predicted model, not a curated record. The transcript is spliced from 2 exons. The coding region runs from base 380 to 1339 and encodes 319 amino acids. Lineage: Eukaryota; Metazoa; Arthropoda; Insecta; Diptera; Tephritidae. Gene Ontology annotation, molecular function: GTPase activator activity.
UUUUCUGAACUAUCGUAUGGCAACGCCGUCAUCAAGCUGAUUUUGACAUUUGUAUGUCUUUAUUUACAUUUGCACUGUAUACAAAAAUAAAUCAUAAUCACAUCACAUCUUAAAAUCGCACAGAAAUCGACAGAGAAAUAAAAGUAAGGGUCUGAAAGCUACGAACGCAUAGUAAUAAUUAUAAAUCUACAUACGUGGCUCCAGUGCAAAUACCACACAAGAAGGGCAAAACAGACAGUGCACAGUAAUCGCUAGAUCAAUAGGAAGUUUCCAUGACAGCAGAGCCAUAACACUGCCGUAGUUUUGCAAAUUUUUUUUAUAACAAAACAGCAAGCAAAUUCACAAAUAGAUACACAACACCUACGCUUACGGCAUUAAAAUGUUUUUGUUCGACUGGAUGCUGCAACGUAUUUUGCCAGUGAUCUUCCUUUAUCUAAGGCCGUUCAUUAAAUGGUUUUUGCACACAUUUACGAGACUAUGUGAGCUGCAACGCAUUGUAUAUGGUGCACAAGCAGGUGCAAGUCGCACUCGUCAAGUCGAACGGUCGUUAAUGCUAUCACAAAAUGUCGAUAUACAACAAUUACUGCGCGAAUUGGAUACCGCGGUAGAGACAUGUAGUGAAGAUGAACUACGCCAAUUACCUGUACGCGUUGUUAGUGUGGUACAACGCGUAAAGCGCAUAAAAUCAAAAAUCCAUCCUGACUUUGCGCCCCUCUUUGGCACUUGUGUACUGCACAUAUGGAGUUAUCGACAUCUGCUACAUCAGGUAGAACGGUUACGUGCAGAGCCAUACGAUGCAAAUAACUUGGAUCACGAACAGAAGUUAUUAGAAUUGUGGAACCGUUUGAUGCCAGAAGAACCACUGGAAGGACGCAUCACAAAGCAAUGGCAGGAUAUUGGCUUUCAGGGUGACGAUCCCAAAACGGACUUUCGCGGUAUGGGUGUACUUGGUUUGGAAAAUCUUCUCUUCUUCUCACGUGAAUAUCGUGACGCAGCACAUCACGUCCUGUUACAUUCGAAACAUCCUGUAUAUGGUUAUACAUUCGCCAUAGUGGGUAUUAAUCUCACCGCAAUGGCAUAUCGCUUGCUCAAGUCUGGCGAUGCCAAAGUACAUUUCUAUAAUGUGGCGAAUUCACUUAAUCAGGCCUGCUCGCUUAUACAUUUUCAUAAAUUCUAUUGCUAUUUACUUUUCGAAUUCGACCGGUUCUGGUUAGAAUCGGAACCAACGAAUAUAAUGGAUUUCCGUGAAAUAUAUCAACGCUUUGAAAUAUUAAUCAUGGAAGCUUUACAUAAUGACAAAACACUAUUCAAAACGAAUCUCGUAGUGGAGGAUGUUUAAAAAGUGAGACAACAACGUUUUAGCUAAUAACUAUAUAAAAUCUACAAUGUACAAUUUAAAAGAAUGUAUAUAAUAAUAAGUAAUAUUCUAGCACUAUUAAUUAAAUAUUAUUGAAUAAAUGUUUAAAUGCAAUAUUAUGCAGCUUUUCACUCUUGUGAUUUAUAUCGAAA